Messenger RNA from Dentiscutata erythropus, 151 nucleotides. Lineage: Eukaryota; Fungi; Glomeromycota; Glomeromycetes; Diversisporales; Gigasporaceae. The record is from the annotation of a GenBank genome assembly.
UAUUUUGAAGAUACAACUACUUAUAUUAGUGGAAAUACUUAUUUAACAAUUGGCUUUAUAGUUUCAGCUUAUAAUGCUUUACUUGAUAUAUUGAAAAAAUUUAUUAAAGAAAAAAAUACAAUUUCAACUAUUAAAAAUACAGCUCAAUUUG